AUGGCCAAUUUUGUUGAUGGCCUCACGAGACCCGAAAUGGAGAUUUCCGAAGGCGGUGUAAUUUUGGACAAUCGGACACGUUUCGCCGAUCUCAAAGUGAUGCUCGACAGCAACAAGGACAAUCUGAAAGUCGACGCGAUGAAGCGCAUCAUUCAGCUGAUCGCGAAAGGCCGAGACGUCAGCGAGCUGUUUCCGGCGGUUGUCAAAAAUGUGGCGGCGAAGAACGUCGAGCUCAAGAAGCUCGUGUUCGUCUAUCUCGUUAGGUAUGCCGAAGAGCAACAGGAUCUCGCGCUUUUGUCGAUUUCAACGUUUCAACGGGCGCUCAAGGAUCCGAAUCAGUUGAUUCGCGGAAGCGCGUUGAGGGUGCUCACCUCGAUCAGGGUCCCAAUGGUGGCGCCGAUCAUGUUGUUGUCGAUAAAAGAAGCGGUGCGCGACAUGAGCCCGUACGUGCGCAAAAUUGCCGCCCACGCGAUUCCGAAACUCUACAAUUUGGAGCCGGACCUCGAGACGCAACUCAUCGACUGCAUCGAUUAUUUGUUGGCCGAUCGUCGAAGUCUCGUGCUCGGCAGCGCCGUCUACGCGUUCGACGAGAUUUGCCCGAAUCGCUUCGACAUGCUCCACAAGCAUUAUCGCGCGUUGUGCCGCGCGUUGCCCGACGUCGACGAAUGGGGCCAAAUUGUGAUGAUCAAUUUGUUGACGCGCUACGCGCGCAGUCAACUCGCCGAUCCCGACAAAGUCGUGCCCGAUCCCGACGUUGUGCUUCUGUUGAACUCGGCGCGUCCGCUGUUGCAGUCGCGGAAUUGCAGUGUGGUGAUGGCGGUGACGCAGUUGUUCUACCACGUGGCGCCCAAAGCUCAAUUGUCGCAGAUUGCUCGCGCCCUCGUCCGACUCCUACGCGGCCCGCGCGAGGUUCAAUACGUCGUGCUGAUGAACAUCGCAACGAUUUGCGAGCGAAAUCCGGUAGAGGAAGGCACUUUUGCCAUUUCGAAAAACAUGUUCGAUCCGUUCCUCAAAUCGUUUUUUGUGAGGAGCUGCGACUCAUCGCUCGUCAAACAACUCAAACUCCAUGUGCUCACUAGUCUCGUGUCGGAAACCAAUGUUCAUAUCAUAUUGAGAGAGCUGCAGACUUACGUCCAUAUGGGCGAUCUCGCUUCAUCGGCAGUCGAGGCGAUUGGACGAUGCGCGGUGCGCGUCGGCAACGUCAGCGAGCAGUGUAUGGGCGGCUUGGUGCAGCUCAUCUCGUCGUCCGACGAGAACGUCGUGUGCUCGGCGGUCGUUGUGCUCAAACGCCUUCUUCAUGCGUCGGCGCCGGUGGCGCUGCUCGCGCGUCUCAUGCGGCUCAUGCCGAAAAUGGUGGCGCCGCAAGCGCGCGCGUGCGUCGUCUGGCUGGUGGCGACGCACGUCGAUCGCGUCAUCCACAUGGCGCCCGAUCUUUUGCGAAUUCUCGCGAAAAAGUUCGCCGCCGAAAGCGAGCUCGUCAAAGUCGAAUCGCUGAAGCUCGCCGUGAAAUUGUGGAUGGUGAAGCGUGACGAGUGCGAGAAGCUCGUUCACUACGUGUUCCAGCUGGCGCGUUUCGAUUUGAGCUACGACGUUCGCGAUCGGUGCCGAUUCUUGAGGAACUUGAUGUUCAACACCGAGAUUUUGUCGAAACACGCCGAGGAGAUAUUCAUGGCGAAGAAGCCGGCGCCGGCGUUGAUGAGCACGUUCAAAGAGCGCGAUCAAUUCCAGCUCGGUUCGCUGUCGCACGUUCUGAAUCAGAAGUGCGCCAAGUACAUCGAGUUGCCCGAAUUUCCCGAGACGAAUGCGAUUGAUUUGCUUCUUGAUGUUGAUUUUUCGGCGGCUGGAAGCCGACAGAUCAUGGAGCCGGCGUUGGUGGAGAACAAGGAGAUUGAGCUACUGAAUGUGGUCGAAGGCAAUGGAAUCUCGCUGUCGAUCAGCUAUCCGCGAACGAAUGACGCCCAAUACACGCCGAUUCGAUUUUCGAUCUACAACUCGAUGGAGCGCGACGUCGACGGUGUUGAGAUUGAAUGUUGCGACGAGCUCGACGUCAAAGGCAAUUCGAAGAUUGGUGGUGUUGCGGCUGGCGCGAGUCUUUCGGUGAUCCUUGGCGUUGAUUUGGAGGAUAGCAGCAAACAGAGGGAAUGGUGCUUGAAGCGUGACGAUGGAACGGAAAAGCGGUUUCGAUUUGAGGUUCCGUAUGGGGAGCAGGUUCAGCCGGUGCGGAUAACCCCAGAGGAAAUGGCGAAGGAGAAGAAUCGCCUCGGCGGAUUGAAUCGCAAUGUGCUUGAGCUCGCUGAGCCGGUGAACGGCGAUGUUGUUCAACGACUCGCCAAUGUUUAUCGAAUUGAUGAAAAUACUUACACGUGCCAAACGCGAUCGCGAAAAGAUUUUUGCAUUUUGAGCGUUUCGCCGAGCAAAAUUGAGAGCUGCUGUGAUAAUUCGGUGAUUGGACGAAUGCUGGCGUUUGCCAUUCAAAAGAACUAA
Messenger RNA from Caenorhabditis bovis, 2484 nucleotides. NCBI's taxonomy places the organism in Eukaryota, Metazoa, Nematoda, Chromadorea, Rhabditida, Rhabditidae. The record is from the annotation of a GenBank genome assembly.